ACAUUCUUCCUGUUCUUCAGCUCAUGACACAAACCUAACUUAUUAACCAAUUUACAUUACAUAUUUCUUUUCAUUCCUUUCUUCUCUUUUCUCUUGCAAAUAUGGAUGAAGAGUAUGAUGUCAUUGUUCUCGGCACCGGCCUCAAAGAAUGUAUCAUCAGUGGCCUUCUCUCUGUCGAUGGCCUCAAAGUACUGCACAUGGAUAAGAAUGACUAUUAUGGGGGAGAGUCGAGCUCCUUGAAUCUUAAUCAGCUUUGGAAGCGUUUCAGGGGUGAUGAAAAGCCUCCAGAAAGUCUAGGAGCAAGCAAAGAGUACAAUGCUGAUAUGAUUCCCAAGUUCAUGAUGGCUAAUGGUUCUUUAGUCCGUGUUCUCAUCCAUACUAACGUUACAAAGUAUCUGAAUUUCAAGGCUGUUGAUAAUAGUUUUGUGUACAAUCAGGGGAAGAUCUACAAAGUUCCAGCAACUGAUGUCGAAGCUCUGAAAUCUCCACUAAUGGGCCUACUUGAAAAGCGCCGUGCCCGGAAGUUCUUUAUCUAUGUUCAGGACUAUGAAGACGGGGAUCCUAAAUCUCAUGAAGGGCUCGAUCUGAACAGUAUUACAGCACGCGAACUCAUUGCAAAAUAUGGGCUUGAAGAUAAUACCAUUGACUUUAUAGGACAUGCCCUGGCUCUCUUUAAUGACGAUAAGUAUUUGGAUCAUCCAGCUAUGGAUUUUGUUAAGAGAAUGAAGCUCUAUGCAGAAUCCUUAGCACGCUUUCAGGCUGGAUCUCCCUAUAUUUAUCCGAUGUAUGGACUGGGAGAACUGCCACAGGGAUUCGCACGUUUGAGUGCAGUUUAUGGUGGAACCUACAUGCUUAACAAGCCAGAGUGCAAGGUUGAAUUUGAAAAUGGGAAGGCAGUAGGUGUGACUUCUGAAGGAGAAACUGCUAAAUGCAAGAAGGGGGUUGUUUGUGAUCCAUCUUAUUUACCUGAUAAGGUAAAGAAAGUUGGAAAGGUUGCUCGUGCUAUAUGUAUAAUGAAUCAUCCGAUCCCAGACACCAAUGAUUCUCAUUCUGCACAAGUCAUUCUGCCCCAGAAGCAACUUAAUCGUAGCUCUGACAUGUAUCUAUUUUGUUGCUCUUACUCGCACAAUGUGGUUCCAAAAGGAAAAUAUAUAGCUUUUGUUUGUGCUGAAGCGGAGACUGAUAACCCUGAAACUGAAUUGAAGCCGGGGAUAGACCUACUGGGACCUGUUGAGGAGAUAUUCUAUGACACGUAUGAUAGAUAUGAACCUACAAAUAAUCACGCAGAAGACGGCUGCUACAUAUCAACGAGUUAUGAUGCCACGACACACUUCACAUCAACCGUUGAAGAUGUGUUAGAAAUGUACACCAAGAUCACCGGAAAGGCUCUUGACCUUUCUGUGGACCUUAGUGCUGCAAGUGCUGCUCAAGAGGAAUAAGCUCUACCCAUCUGCAAAAAGUUAAAUAUUGCUUCAGUUUCCUUUCUUCACUUUUCAUUUUUCUGUGGAAAUAGUUUGAUAAUUCAGACCAUUUCAUAUAUUUAUUCAGUGAACUUGUCUAUUGGAAUAUUUUAUUCAUCCCUGUGAAUGCAAGAAUUGUUCGCAGAGGAAGGAUCUGCAUAUUUAUCAAUCUUUUGAUAUUUUGCCUUCUAGUUU
Molecule: messenger RNA, 1655 nt
Organism: Daucus carota subsp. sativus
Lineage: Eukaryota; Viridiplantae; Streptophyta; Magnoliopsida; Apiales; Apiaceae
Product: guanosine nucleotide diphosphate dissociation inhibitor At5g09550
Exons: 13
Coding region: 102-1439 (445 amino acids)
Biological process (GO): small GTPase-mediated signal transduction; protein transport; vesicle-mediated transport
Cellular component (GO): cytoplasm
Molecular function (GO): Rab GDP-dissociation inhibitor activity
Source: RefSeq, a predicted model, not a curated record